Molecule: messenger RNA, 1111 nt
Organism: Clunio marinus
Lineage: Eukaryota; Metazoa; Arthropoda; Insecta; Diptera; Chironomidae
Source: the annotation of a GenBank genome assembly
AGUGAACGAAAUGUUAUUUCUCGCACAUAAUGCGCACUUUGUGAUUUUUUUGUUUAUCAAAUUUAAGAGAUCACUUUAACUCUCAAAAAGAAAUAGAAUUUCACUAUAAAUUCAUUCUUUUAUUUGAAAUUUGAACAGUCAUUCAUUCUUUGUCUUUUCAAAAUGAGUGGGAUUUCGGGACGUGCUCUUCAUCAUGUAUUUAGAAUUGGAAAUCGUGCUGCGACGAUGGAUUUUUAUCGUAAGAUUUUAGGAAUGAAGGUUCUUCGUCACGAAGAGUUCACUGAAACAUGUGCAGCGCAAUGUAAUGGACCGUAUGACAACAGGUGGAGUAAGACAAUGGUUGGUUACGGAGAUGAAUCAACUCAUUUUGUUAUUGAAUUGACAUACAACUACGGAGUUAAGUCUUACAAGUUAGGAAAUGAUUUUGGAGGUGUUACGAUUAAAUCGAAAACUGUUCUUGAAAAAGCUCAGCUUAAUAAGUAUCCAUAUGAGACAUUAAACGAUGGAAGACUUUUAUUGAAGGCACCGGAUGGCUUCAACUUCUUUAUUUUGAAUGAAGCAGCAGCUGCUGAUGAAGAUCCGAUCAAAUUCAUCAUUUAUAACGUCACCGACUUAUCUGCUUCAAUUAAAUAUUGGAAUGGAAUACUCAACAUGACAAUAAUUCGUCAAGAUGCAACCUCUGCCCUCUUAAGCUACAAUAAUGGACGUUUCGGAAUUGAAUUUAAGAAAAUUGAUGAGAAAUUCGAUCGUGCUGAAGCUUUUGGUAGAAUCGCCUUUGGUGUCCCUUAUGCUUUACAACCAGAUAUCUCAAAUUUGAUUGAGAAAAAUAGUCAAGUAAUUCUUACUCCACUUGUGACUUUAGAUACACCCGGAAAAGCUUCAGUUCGUGUUGUUAUCCUUUCCGAUCCCAAUGGACAUGAAAUCUGUUUCGUCGAUGAUGAAGGCUUUUCGCAAUUAUCAGCUUACGAUCCAUCAAGUGAAGCUGAAUUGGAUAAAUUCAUUAAAAAAGAUCCAUUCCAAAUUUAAAUCUUUUUAUGGUGUCCGUUUUUGUUUUUUUAUUGGUUGUUGGUGCUUCAUGAAUAAAAUAAAAAUACUCUAAACACGUUUUGUU